GCCUAGGCACAUUGCGAUGCCCUGUUAGAGAUUGCGACAGUAGGCCAUUCAGCUAUACGUGUUGCGAGGCAGAAUAACACACUGCUCUAACUAUACGAAUCAGAAUCCGCGUUCCAAUACAUCACCAACAGGCAUAGCCAGCUUUCAAGUAGUAGAUCUGGCGGGAUUCACUCACUAACAGCCAUGUGCUCUGGAUGUGGAUUUUCAUUGCACAGGACGUACAUAGGUGAAGGCAAGCUUCACAAACUCGCUUCAUUUUUUCCCGAGUUACUGCAUGGAAAGCUGACUUGUACAUUAAUUGCCACCACGUAUCGAAGUACUGGGCAGCAUGGACGUCCAGUACCCCGGAUUGCGCGUACGUACACCGCUUCGGCGCUUACCCUUGACGCAACCCCGCCAAAGCCACUCGGCAGAAAAAAAAAAGGGACAGACAGCCUUGCCGUUCUUGCCUCGCCUUGCAGUCGAAUAGGCGUGGAACGAUCACCAACAAUCGCAUGACUCUUCGGCUGUCCCGCAUUGCGCCUAUCCGCACAUUCUCUCUUCGUCGACCCCGAACCCUCCAUCUCCGCAGCACAAUGUCGACACCACCCGUCGACACCAGGCCCAUCGUCCUGUCUGGCCCUUCCGGUGUUGGCAAGGGCACUCUAUACGAGCUCCUCUUCCGGCGGCAUCCCGACUGCUUCACUCUGUCUGUCUCGCACACCACCAGGGCGCCCCGCAAUGGCGAGCAGGAUGGCGUGAACUACCACUUCGUCACGAUGCAGGACUUUGAGGACCUCAUCGCGAAAGACGGGUUUGUCGAGCACGCCAAAUUCGGAGGCAACCGUUACGGUACCAGCAAACAAACCAUUGAGGAGCAGGAGAGGAAAGGCAAGGUCGUGCUGCUCGACAUUGAAAUGGAGGGCGUCAAACAAAUCAAGCAGUCUGGGAUUGACGCUAGAUACAUCUUCAUCUCCCCUCCGGAACCUGCGUUGGAGACUCUAGAACAGAGGUUGCGCGGACGCCAGACCGAAACCGAGGAAAGCCUCCAGAAGAGGCUGAAUCAAGCAAAGAAAGAGCUGGAAUUCUCAAAGGUUUCUGGCGUACAUGACACCAUUAUCGUGAACGACGACUUGGAGGCCGCCUACAAAAAAUUGGAGGACUUCAUUUACAAACCAGCAGCCUAAAGGAGGAUAAGAGUACAUCAUCGUCGCGGCAAAUGAGCGUUCAUGUAGUAGAGACCACGUUGGACCGAACACCAAUAAAG
Emericellopsis atlantica is the source of this 1246-nucleotide messenger RNA. Its product is annotated as P-loop containing nucleoside triphosphate hydrolase protein. Lineage: Eukaryota; Fungi; Ascomycota; Sordariomycetes; Hypocreales; Bionectriaceae. The coding region runs from base 495 to 1166 and encodes 223 amino acids. Gene Ontology annotation, molecular function: GMP kinase activity. The transcript has 3 exons. Gene Ontology annotation, cellular component: cytosol. Gene Ontology annotation, biological process: purine nucleotide metabolic process. The record is from RefSeq and is a predicted model, not a curated record.